AUGGGGUACGAGAGGAUACACAAAGUUCAGAUGGGGGUCAUCUCUCCAACCAAGCUCAGGAUGAAGCUGCUCGGCUCCCACGGCGGCAACAAGGACGAGUCUACUCGCAAGUCGCCGCGGGCGUCGCCGCCGUCGAGGCUCGACGACGACGACGAUGACCACCCCAACAACAGCCUCCUGCCGCAAGAGCUCGACGAAGAGUACCCCAAGGACCACCGGUCCGACUCUUCCCGGUCGCGCUCCGACGCCAGCCACGGCAGGGCGGCGCGCAGCCGCAGCUACGGUGGGAGUGGCAGCGACAGCGGCAUCGAGAACGGCGCCGGCGGCAACUUCGAGUUCUGCAAGGAGGGGGCGGCCGUGCCGGCUACGACGGUGGCGGUGUCCGCGCUGUUCUUCCGGCAGCAGGUGCCGUCCAAGUGGAACGACGCGGAGAAGUGGAUCGCGGGGCGCCACGUCGUGCACUCCAACCCCAUCUUCUCCAAGAAGCCCGCCGCCGCCGCCACGCCGCACUGCCCCGGCGGCCGCGUCGCGCCAGAGUCUGCGAUGGCGUCCAGGUCCAGCGGCGCCGGCGCGAGCGUGCUGACCGAGCUGUCGUCCAAGUCCUCGUCGCCGCCGUCGUCGGUGAGCGGGCCGGCGAGCAAGCCGCCGCACAAGAAGCUCCGCUUCGCGCCGUCGGUGUCCGUGUCGGUGUCGAUGCGGGACGUCGGGACGGAGAUGACGCCUAUCGCGAGCCAGGAGCAGUCGCGCAGCGGCACCCCCGCCGGCGCCGCCACGCCGUCGCUCAGCCCGCUCUGCUCGGUGCCGUCCAGCCCGAGGGGCGGCAGCGCGGCGGCCUCCUCGUCCGCCUCCUCCGCGUCGGAGCGGGAGCUCCGACUCAGGACGCGGCGCGAGAUCGCCGCGCUCGGCCUGCAGCUCGGCAAGAUGAACAUAGCGUCGUGGGCCAGCAAGGAGGAGAGCAUCCUCGCCGCGGCGUCGCCGGAGAAGGGCGCCGCAGCCAUCGACGAGGAGAUCAAGAGGAAGGCGUACGAAGCUCGCGCUACCGCGUGGGAAGAGUCCAACAAGUGUAAACUCGCGUCACGAUACCAAAGGAAGGAGGUGAAGAUACAGGAGUGGGAAAGCUUGCAGAAAUCCAAAUUCGAAGCCAAGCUGAGGCAGGCUGAGGCACACGCAGAGCAGAUGAAAGCCCGGGCGAAGCAGGACCUGGCCAGGCGGCUGUCGGCCCUGAGCCACAAGGUGGAGGGGAAGCAGGCGAGGGUGGAGGCGCGCCGGAGCCGGCAGGCGUCCCGGCUGGCGCGGCAGGUGGAGCGCAUCCGCAAGACCGGCCGUGAGCCGUGCCGGCUCCGGCGCUGCUGCGCCUGGUUCCUGUAG
This is a messenger RNA of Miscanthus lutarioriparius, 1368 nucleotides long. Lineage: Eukaryota; Viridiplantae; Streptophyta; Magnoliopsida; Poales; Poaceae. The record is from the annotation of a GenBank genome assembly.